Molecule: messenger RNA, 930 nt
Organism: Eremothecium cymbalariae DBVPG#7215
Lineage: Eukaryota; Fungi; Ascomycota; Saccharomycetes; Saccharomycetales; Saccharomycetaceae
Gene: SIT4
Product: type 2A-related serine/threonine-protein phosphatase SIT4
Exons: 1
Coding region: 1-930 (309 amino acids)
Biological process (GO): G1/S transition of mitotic cell cycle; peptidyl-serine dephosphorylation
Cellular component (GO): cytoplasm
Molecular function (GO): protein serine/threonine phosphatase activity
Source: RefSeq, a predicted model, not a curated record
AUGGUGGAAAGAGGGCCAGACCAGUGGCUAGAGAAGAUUAAAAAAUGUCAAGCAUUGACGGAGAGCGAAAUGAAGCAGUUAUGUGAGAUGGUGAAGGAACUUCUAAUGGAAGAGUCGAAUAUACAACCAGUGCGAACUCCUGUAACGGUGUGUGGUGAUAUCCAUGGCCAGUUUCAUGAUUUGUUGGAAUUAUUUAGAACGUCAGGUGGUUUCCCGGACCAAGUAAACUAUAUAUUCCUGGGCGAUUACGUGGAUCGUGGGUACUAUAGUCUAGAAACUUUUACAUUACUGAUGUGCCUGAAAGUUAAAUAUCCUUCCAAAAUCACAUUAGUAAGGGGUAAUCAUGAAUCUCGACAAAUCACGCAAGUCUAUGGAUUUUAUGAGGAGUGUUUGAACAAGUACGGUUCUACGACGGUAUGGAAAUACUGCUGCCAAGUCUUUGAUUUUUUAACACUUGCUGCAAUCAUUGAUGGCAAGAUUCUCUGUGUUCACGGUGGUCUUUCCCCGGAAAUUAGAAUGCUGGACCAGAUCAGAGUACUUUCUAGAGCACAGGAAGUACCCCAUGAAGGCGGCUUCUCUGAUAUACUCUGGAGCGAUCCAGAUAACGUCGAUGCAUGGCAAGUGUCCCCUCGUGGCGCAGGAUGGCUAUUUGGUAGCAAAGUCGCCCGCGAGUUCAAUUACGUCAAUGGCCUUAACCUCAUUGCCAGAGCUCAUCAACUGGUCAUGGAGGGAUUCAAGUACCACUUUCCCGAAAAAGACGUUGUAACUGUCUGGUCUGCCCCUAAUUACUGUUACAGGUGUGGCAACGUGGCUAGUGUCAUGAAGGUUGAUGAAGAUCUCGAACCUACAUUUAAAAUAUUCUCCGCUGUUCCCGAUGACUAUAUUCAAGAAACAAACCACAAUAACCAAAGAGGUGGUUACUUUUUAUGA